GGUUUAAGGUGUAUGCAAUGGACAAGUGCAGAACAUGUUUACCACCAUAUAUUAAUUGUGCAAAAGAGCUGUUGUAAAACCGACACGUUAAACAGGUUAAGCUUGUCGCGGUAACUCAAAAACACGCUUGAUGGUCCAUUAACACCGCACGGAAGUAAAUACAUGUCUGCAUGACUAUAUGCUUUAUGAACUCGUCUACCAAAGGGAUCGAGUUUUUUAACAGACAUGAGCAGUCAAAAGCUUAUUAGGUUAAUCAUCGGCUCCUUGGUGAUUGUGGCCAUGGUGAAACUGUUCUUCACCCCCAGAGGAAGUGGGAAGUCUAAAAGUGAAAAGACCCACCAGAUCAUACAAGGUGGUAAAUUCUGGGCUAGCCAACGAAUCCCACUGAUAAAAGUGGUUGAAAAUAACGAGGAGACUGUGAAAACAGAACAACAGCCAAAGGUUGAGCAAGAGGAAAGUGAGAAAAGUCAGAAAAACCAAGAGCAAUUAAAGCCAGAAGUUCCUGAAAACAUAGAUCCACUAAAGAUUGUGCAUUUAGAUCUGAAAGGUGCCCCACCCAAAGUUAAAUACCUCGAACAGAUAUUCCCUCUACUCUCGUCUUUGGGUGUUAAUGGGAUAUUGCUGGAAUAUGAGGACAUGUUUCCAUAUGAGGGGGACCUUGAAAUACUCAAAUCAAGCUUUGCAUACAGUCCGGAAGAUAUAGAGGAAAUUAAGUCUCUGGCUAAACGACACAAUCUUGAACUGAUACCUUUGGUGCAGGUGUUUGGACACAUGGAGUUCGUCUUAAAACAUGAAAAGUAUUUCAAAUUGAGAGAAGUGGAAACGUUUCCCAAUAGCCUAAACUCUCUGGCCCAAGGAAGCAUGGAACUUGUUCAAAACAUGCUAACGCAGGUCAUGAAGAAGCAUCCAGAAGCACGGUGGUUCCACAUUGGUGCCGACGAGGUGCGUGGCUUGGGCGAAAGUGAAGAUUCGAAGCGAUGGUUAGAAUCCAAUAAUGGAGACAUGGGCAAGCUCUACCUCAAUCAUGUGACUGCAGUGGCGAAAUUUAUGAACAAACAGAAUCAAAGAAUCAAGCUGAUAUUGUGGGAUGACAUGUUCAGGAAAUUUAGCCCCGACACUAUAAAAGAAUCAGGUUUGCAAGAUCUUGCUUCACCCAUGAUAUGGAACUACUAUGCAAACUUGAACGUGAAAGACAUUGGUAAGUAUAUCUCCAAGUAUGAGCAGGCUGGAUUUCGUGGCGUGUGGUUUGCUAGUGCAUUUAAAGGAGCCUCUGGAAUCGACCAGAUCUGGACUCCAAUUGAUCACCAUUUAAAAAACCAUCUCCAGUGGCAGGAAGUCAUUGCAUCCAUGCCACAGUACAAGUCUGUGAAAUUUCAAGGCAUUGCACUGACUGGCUGGCAGAGGUAUGAGCAUCACACAGUGCUGUGCGAGCUUCUCCCGGUGGCCAUUCCUUCUCUCACUGUCUGUCUGCAGACACUGAAAUAUGGUGCAUUUAAUGAUAAGGCCCAGAGUGAGGUAAAGCGCAUGCUUGGCUGUGAAGUUCAGCUCGACAAAAAUGACUGUAAGGGUGCAUCCUUUCCUGGAUCAGAUAUUUAUGAAAUGGUGAAGAAGAUCAACACCAACCUUCAGAGUUCAAUUAUAAACAUCAAGCAAAACUAUCACGUCAAAGGAUCAUUCAGCUUUUACCAUCGCAAACACAACUUUGCCAACCCUCGAAAUCUUGGAUUUUUCAAAGACGAUCUGAAAAAAAUGAUGGAUGAAUGGGAUUCCUUUUUGCUGACUUUUCGGGAAAGCAUGGAGGCGAUCUUUUACCCGGACACAUUAGAGGAGUGGUUGGAAGAGAAUGUGAAUGAACACAUCGAAACGCUUCACAACAUGGUGGUUGAUGUAGAGCGGAUCAUCAAACUCAACGGACAGUCAAAGGUGGACCCCUCAAAAAAUAGGUGAAACAAAUCGAUAUAAAAGACAUUCCAAACAUGGCAUUCAGACCUCUUGUUUCUGCACAAUAAGAGGUGUUUCCCCUCUCAGGGACCUUGCUUAUUAACUUAAGACUUUACUGGAAGUGACGAACACAGAAAAAUGGGUUUCAAAUUACUUUAUAUUUGAACUGCUUGAAGAAAGAGAUUCACUACGUUGCAUUGAUGCGUUUAUUUAAUCAUUUUUGGAGUUGACUCAGAAUUAUGACUUGCCUUUGCUAAAGACUUUGCUGUAAAGGGAUGAAAUGCAAUCAUUCAUAAACAGUUUUUUUAAUUGUGUAGUCCAAGGAGAACAAAUAUUGUGCAAUUCUGUAUAAUUGCAAAAUGUGCGAUCACUUACUGUAGAAAUGUUACAUUAGAACUUUACAUAAAGAUGCUAAGGAUUGUUAGUGCUUCAAUGCUAUUACAGAAGAACUUUUUACAAUUAUACAAAUAUUCGGUUUAGAUUUAUAGGCAUUUCCAAAAGAUUGCAAUAAAACUGUUCUGUUGGUCGUGGGGUUUGCAACAUAUAAUAAAAAAUGUGUAAGGUAGCUUUGUGCCUGUAGCUUCUUUUACUGUUUAUUAUGGUGAAAUCUCAGUAUUUUUAUAUUUAAUGGGGCAGUUCACUCAAAAAUGAACAUUCUCACUUGUCACAAACCUGUAUGAGUUUCAUUUUUCUCUUGAAUCCAAAAGAAGAUAUGUUGUUCGGAAGAGAUUUAGCUUAGAGGAUAUUGCUAAACAAUCAAUCAACACUAGAUUAUGCCUCAUCCAAAGUCCUACAAACACUACACUUCUGCAAAAAGGAAUUACACAUGAUUUUCCCCAAUAUAUCUCAUAUUUGUGAUAAGUGCAAAUCAGAAGAAGCCGAUUUAGCUCAUAGUUUUGAAUUCUGUCAUAAAAUACAGGGAUUCUGGGAUGAGGUUUUAAAGUGCUUUCAGAUGUUCUUGAUCUACACAUAGAUCCUGAGCCAGUGCUUAUUGUAUUAGGACAUUCUGAUUAUACAAAUUCAUUGAGCAGUGCACAACAGAAAUUUCUUACAUAUUGUUUGAUAACAGCCAAAAAGCUAUUAUUAUUGUAUUGGAAAUAUGGUAAAUGUUGUGAAAAUAUUGUACUGGAACGAACUAGAUAUCUUUUAAAAGGCAACACUAGACAAUUUCUCAAGAUUUGGGGCCCAUUCUUCUGUCCCUUCAUGGGGAAUUAGUUUCCUCAAAGCAAUGUAUUGUAACUAAAAAGUUGUUUUGAUUAUCGCUGUAUUGUAUACUUACAGGCUGGGGUUGAGGUGUUUAAGCAUAUCAGAAAAUCAAUCCUGGAGCUUGUGAUUAUUGUAAGUCUAUUCAAUGACCAAAUAAAACUUAUUUGACAAAAAGAGGAUAUUUUGAAGAAAGCUUGAAACCGGUGACCAUUGACCUGCCAUAGUAGGGAAAAAAAUACUAUAGAAGUCAAUGGUUACAGGUUUUGAGCUUUCUUCAAAAUAUCUUCUUAAGUGUUUCAAACUAAACAUAGAAACUCAUAAAGGAUUCACUUCAGUGACUAAAUAAAAAAUUUGUUGGUUGAACUUUCCCUUUAAAGGGGUUAUAUGUGGAAGAAUUGUUGUGUUAUGGGACGACAUUGUUUUGUUAUGGUUUUUAUUUAGUCUUCAUUUAUGACAUGCCUAACCCUGCUUUAUGAUCAAACUAUCAUAUCAGAGUCAUUUUAAUCAUUUGUUCAUCUGUUGAUAUUCUGGUGCCUUAUAAAGCUUGUGCAAACAAAAUCUGUUUAUCGGUAUAAUUGGUGCUUUCUUAACUGUGAUCUUCUGUUAUUUGUAUAGUGUUUAUUUAGUUGUUUAGAGGAAUGAGUGCAGUGCAUAUUCAUUAAUAUUCAUCAUAUUCAGUGUGUGGACAGCAUUUGGAUGUUUGUUAUCAGUAUAGCACUGCAUUUCCUUUUGUUUUUAAAGUGAUAGUUCAUCUAAAAAAUGUAAACUCUGUCAUUGUUUACUCUUUCAUUGUCACAAAUCUGGUUGAGUUUCUUUCUUCGGUUGAACACAAAAGCAAAACCAGUAACCGUUGACUUUUAUAGUAUUUGUUUUCCUACUAUGGAUGCCUAAUUUUUAAUAUUUUUCAGAGUAUCUUCAUUUGUGUUCAAGUAAACAAAACUCAAUAAAGGAUUGGAACCACUAGAGUGAGCAAAUGGUGAGGAAACUAAUGAAAACUAGUAGGUACAUUA
This is a messenger RNA of Danio aesculapii, 4157 nucleotides long. Its product is annotated as beta-N-acetylhexosaminidase. The transcript has 14 exons. Gene Ontology annotation, biological process: carbohydrate metabolic process. The record is from RefSeq and is a predicted model, not a curated record. NCBI's taxonomy places the organism in Eukaryota, Metazoa, Chordata, Actinopteri, Cypriniformes, Danionidae. Bases 226 to 1947 code for a protein of 573 amino acids. Gene Ontology annotation, molecular function: hexosaminidase activity.